AUUGUGCUUCAAAUUUAUUUGUACAAUAAUGAACAAUUCGUCAAAGUUUAUUGAAGAAACGAUGAAUACCAUUCAAAUUAAUAACUUGCUUCUUGUAAUUGCUUUUGCAUUUAUAUUCUUAACAGGAGGCAUUGGAAACUUGUUAGUUAUAUAUGUGUUUGGUUUUAAAAAAAAGCUUAGGCAUCGAAUAACGGCUGAUUGGUUAAUUUUAUAUUUAGGGGUUGUUGAUUUUUUAUCUUCGAUUUUUAAUCCACCACUGUAUAUAUAUUUUACAAUUACUCGGCACCAGCAGUGGCACUUUGGUAAACUAGGAUGCAAAGUUUUACCAGCUUUGGGUCCCAUUAUGUCUUCCAUUUCGUUUGGUGUAUUACUAAUUUUUGCAAUUGAUCGAUACCUGGCAAUUGUUUCACCAGUAAAAGGGUCUGUUUUAUCUUGGAAAUCAGUAACAUCAGCUUUUGUAACAGAUAUUGUUUUGUCUUAUUUUGGGUAUCUGCAUUAUAUUUUAGGACUAAAGGUUAAUUCAGGCAUAAAUAAUAAUGAUAUUUGUGAAGCACCUGAGGAAAUCUUUUCAUACAGUGUAGCCAAUAGUAUUCUUAUUAGUUUUCGAAUUGUGUUUUUUGUUACCGUGUUCACAUUUACCACAGUAAAAAUACAUUUACAGCUAAAAAAAUGUCAACACACAUCGUUUAGUCGAGAGUUACAACGAAAACAUCGCAAGGGUUCAAAAGCUAUUUUGUUUGUGCUAAUAGUGAUGGGCGCGGUAUUCAGUUUACUUGUUUUUCCUAAAGAAAUUCUUCAUUUAGCAUACAGCUUGUCGUGGCUAAAAGAUAACAAUGGAAUUUCUCACACACCUAUGUUACUAAGAAUAAGUUCCUGGUUAAAAGCGCUUCACACAGCAAAUAGCUGCGCCAAUGUUUUUAUUUAUUCGAAGAUGCACAAAGUUUACCGCAAACAAAUCUUUCAACUUUUCUACCAUAUUUUCUGUAAAAAAGAAUAUUUAAGACAAAGGUAUUUUAUAAAGUUAAACGUUAUUCAAAAGCCCGACAGAACUUUCAAAUUUUGCAAAAAAGUAAAAGAAAGCGCAUUUUCUAAAUAAUUACUACUUAAAAGUAUAUGCUUUAUAUAACUAAUGUAUUAUAA
Hydra vulgaris (swiftwater hydra) is the source of this 1140-nucleotide messenger RNA. RefSeq names its product C5a anaphylatoxin chemotactic receptor 1. Gene Ontology annotation, biological process: G protein-coupled receptor signaling pathway. Lineage: Eukaryota; Metazoa; Cnidaria; Hydrozoa; Anthoathecata; Hydridae. Gene Ontology annotation, cellular component: membrane. Gene Ontology annotation, molecular function: G protein-coupled receptor activity. The record is from RefSeq and is a predicted model, not a curated record.